Molecule: messenger RNA, 1659 nt
Organism: Drosophila miranda
Lineage: Eukaryota; Metazoa; Arthropoda; Insecta; Diptera; Drosophilidae
Product: arrestin domain-containing protein 17
Exons: 4
Coding region: 105-1367 (420 amino acids)
Biological process (GO): protein transport
Cellular component (GO): cytoplasm
Source: RefSeq, a predicted model, not a curated record
CUUUUCCAUCACUAGACACAGAAUUGCACGUACGAAAUCCGUUUCAAAACAAGCCAGAGAAAUUGUCGUUAAUUUGUUAGUGGAAUAAACACUGAAUCUCCAACAUGGGUCUCAAAGGUUGUGAAGUGGAAUUGGACAAUCCCUGGAACACGUACUAUGCCGGACAGACGGUAAAUGGCCAGGCUAAGUUCACAUUCGAUUCGCCCAAGAAGGUUCGAGGCAUCAUAAUACGAUUCUUGGGCGAGGCCAAUACGGAAUGGAAUGAGGAGCGUAAUGUGACCACCAGCGAGGGCAAGACCGAGAACGAAAUCACAACACUGAAGGGACAUGAGGAGUACUUCAAAAUCCAAUACUAUCUGCUGGGCGGCAAGAACAGCGCUGAGACGGAACUGCCGCCGGGUACCCACACCUAUCCCUUCACUUGCGCCUUGCCACCCACUUUGCCCUCGUCGUUCGAGGGCGAAUUCGGACAUGUGCGCUAUACCAUCAAGGUGACGCUGGACAGGCCAUGGAAAUUCGAUCAGGAUAUGAAAAUGGCCUUUACGGUCAUUGCGCCCGUGGACUUGAAUCUCAAUCCACGUGUCAAGGAUCCCUUUAAGCUGGAGCUGGAGAAGUCCUUCUGCUGCUUCUGCUGUGCCUCGGGUCCGUUGGCCGUGAUCACGAGCGUACCGCAAACUGGUUACGUUUCGGGUCAGAUCUUGCCCAUUACCUGCGAGGUGGACAACACCAGCAAUGUGAAUCUCAGUGCCGUGAAGUUCGAGCUGCGCAAGCUGGUCACCUUCCAUACCAGCCAGCCGCGCAGCGAGAAACGCGAAUCGAAGGUCAUAAUUUCCAAUCUCAGCAUUGGCCCAGUGAAUGGCGGCGAGUCGCGCACGUUUACGCAGCAGCUGGAGAUACCCGCACUGCCGCCAACCAAUCUAUCCAAUUGUGGGGUCAUUGCCUUGGACUAUGACCUGCAUGUGACCUGUGAAGUGAGCGGUGCGCAUAGAAAUCUUACGGGCAAAAUUCCCAUCACUUUGGGGACCAUUCCGCUGGCUGGCAUGAGGCCGCCCGUUCAAUAUACAGAUGUUCCGGCUAUCCAAUCGGAAGAUCCCUCGCUGGCGCCCACACAGCCGGUGAGUCCGGCCAGUCCGCCGGGUCCCAUGGGUGGGGCCCAGGGCUGGAACGUGGCCGACAGCACUGCCGGCGGUGGCAAUCUUUAUCCCAAUAUACCGCCACCGCAGUUUGUGGAGACCCAGUAUCGGGCGCCCACCAUUGCCGGACGCGAUGACUCGGAACACACACAGAUGAGCGGGCAGGGGGGCUUUGCGCCCCGCUAUCCAACGUUUCAGUUCAACAAUGCCACAGCGCCGCCAGCGAAUCAGUAAAAAUGAAUCUCGGACCCCAGAAUCUCGCGAGGAAUGAUUCAAGCGUGCUCUCGACCUUUGAUUUACUUUCGUCAUUUUGUUUGUUCGGCUUGCAUUUAUUUGAUAAUAGCUUUCCGUCCAAAGCGAAAGCAGCCCCCCCAUAUAUUGUACACGUUAUAAAAACGCACAAAAUUCUGUCAAUUUCGCUGCUCAAAAAUGCAGUUUUACUCGCAGCAAAUAGUGCCUAAAAUUAAAGCUAAAGUAAAACUCCUACGACGAUUCUCGUAAUAAAACGCAUAUAUUAUUUAUCUGA